Molecule: messenger RNA, 1934 nt
Organism: Juglans microcarpa x Juglans regia
Lineage: Eukaryota; Viridiplantae; Streptophyta; Magnoliopsida; Fagales; Juglandaceae
Product: periodic tryptophan protein 1 homolog
Exons: 16
Coding region: 137-1624 (495 amino acids)
Biological process (GO): rRNA processing
Cellular component (GO): nucleus
Molecular function (GO): protein binding
Source: RefSeq, a predicted model, not a curated record
ACAAAAACCGUUUCCCACCGAAUGUGAAGAGAAGCAGCGGACGACAGCACCGCCUUUGGCUGCCAUUAGCUCUACCUCUUAACUUUCUCGUCGCAUAUAGAGAUUCCAAUAUAAUAGUAUAUCGAAUAGGACAGCAAUGAUAUCUUCCAUUGCUUGGUUACCCAGGGGCGCCGCGAAUCCUGUGCCCAGCGUGGCCGAUCCUCCUUCCAAAGAAGAAAUCGAAGAGAUGAUUAAGUCCGGCGCUUUGGAACCAAGUGGAGAUGGUGACAGCGAGGAAGAUGAUGAAGAUAUGAAUGUUGAUGCUGCCAAGGAGGCUGAUGAAGCUGCCCAUGCAUUGGAGGUGGCGGAUGCACUUGGGAGAACUUCCAAAAACACAAAUUCAGGGACCGGUUUUGAUGAUGUAACCAACAGUUUGAGGGAACUUGACAUGGAACAUUAUGAUGAGGAGGAUGAUGGCAUUGAGUUAUUUAGCACGGGUCUAGGGGACCUCUACUACCCAAGUAAUAACAUGGAUCCAUAUCUAAAAGAUAAGGAUGAUGAGGACUCUGAAGAGGUCGAGGACAUGACUAUUAAUCCAAUGGAUGCUGUCAUUGUAUGUGCACGUAGUAACCAGGAUGAUGUCAGUCAUCUCGAGGUUUGGAUAUAUGAAGAAUCUGAUGAUGGGGAUGCAAACAUGUAUGUUCACCAUGAUAUCAUCAUUUCAGCGGAUCCACUUUGUACUGCAUGGCUUGAUUGUCCACUUAAAGGUGGAGAAAAAGGGAAUUUUAUAGCUGUUGGCUCCAUGGAACCUUCUAUUGAGAUAUGGGACCUUGACAUUAUUGAUGAAGUACAACCAUGUAUAGUAUUAGGUGGCAUUGCUGAGAAGAAGGGGAAAGGAAAGAAGACAUCAAUCAAGUACAAAAAAGACAGUCACAAAGGUCCAGUGCUUGGUCUUGCUUGGAACAAGGAGUACAGGAAUAUACUAGCUAGUGCAAGUGGUGACAAACGAGUUAAGAUUUGGGAUGUGGCUGCUGGAAAAUGUAAUAUUACUAUGGAGCAUCAUACUGAUAAGGUUCAAGCAGUUGCAUGGAAUAAUCAUGCAGCACAAGUUAUUCUUACUGGAUCUUUUGAUCGUUCAGUGGUCAUGAAGGAUGGGAGAAUACCAGCACAUUCUGGUUAUAAAUGGUCGGUCACAGCUGAUGUAGAAAGCUUGGCAUGGGAUCCACACAGCGAGCACUCAUUUGUGGUGAGUCUUGAAGAUGGUACUGUCAAAGGUUUUGAUAUCAGGGCUGCCAAGUCUGAUGCUGCUUCUGAGUCAAUUCCAAGUUUUACUCUCCAUGCACAUGACAAAGCUGUUUGCACAGUCUCUUAUAAUCCUUCAGCACCUAAUCUUCUUGCAACUGGAUCUGAGGAUAAAAUGGUGAAGCUUUGGGAUCUGUCAAACAAUCAACCUUCUUGUGUUGCAUCCCAGAAUCCUAAAGCGGGAGCUGUCUUUUCCAUUUUCUUCUCAGAGGAAAGCCCCUUUUUGCUGGCAAUAGGAGGUUCCAAGGGAAAACUGGAAGUUUGGGACACAUUAUCUGAUGCUGGGGUCGCUAAAAGAUUUGGGAAUUACGGAAAGCAGAAGAUAUCUCAAUCCAGGUCUUGAUGUUAUUAUAUUGGAAGAUGAAAGUGGUUUUCAAAUUUUUCCCAGUUAAGCGAAGAGGUUGUCACUGGUGUAAUUUUUAUUUGUUACUUUUAUUUUUCUGAAGGAGGGCAUUGCUACGCGUAAUGUUCUCAAUUUUGAGAUCUGUACGGCGCAGAUUAUCUCUUGAUCUUUUCUAACCUCCCAGUCUCCUCCCCUUUCUAUAUCUUUCUUAUUGGGAGAUGUAUUUAGUAAGUAUAAGCAUAGGGAUUUUUCAAUUUUGGUAUUGCAUCUAUGCUUGAGAAUUAAAAAAAAAAAAAAUGUAAUGUUGGUA